AUGUUCCUACAGCCCACAUAUGUUCUAAGAACAAAAACAAUACCCAAUCUGAAACUUGGCGCGAACUCCCGCUGCACGCAUCCCACGAACACGGGACCGUCAACGUCCUGGACGCGCUCGUUCAAACGCGUGGGCAAACCCAAGUUCCGGCUCACUCGAGUCGCAGGUUUCCCCGAGUCGAGCACGGUCAACCUGGGAAUCUCUGGUCCCGUUUGGGCAGCCUGGACAGAGAGACACCUCCCGGCCGUGCCUGGCGCCCCGAAGUCGAACGAGCCUAUCGCCCGCGCAGGCGUGGCUAUCCAGGGCGGCCGGCGAGGGGCGGCGACAAACUCGGCGCCCCCGCUGCCGCAGGCAGCAGGAGCGAGGAGGAGAUCUGGAGGAGGAGGAGGAGGAGGAGGAGGAGGAGGAGGAGGAGAAGGAGGAGGAGGAGCCGAGGAGCCUCGCGGGGCCCUCUGA
Molecule: messenger RNA, 456 nt
Organism: Prorocentrum cordatum
Lineage: Eukaryota; Dinophyceae; Prorocentrales; Prorocentraceae
Source: the annotation of a GenBank genome assembly